Messenger RNA from Psilocybe cubensis, 204 nucleotides. RefSeq lists its product as uncharacterized. The transcript is spliced from 5 exons. NCBI's taxonomy places the organism in Eukaryota, Fungi, Basidiomycota, Agaricomycetes, Agaricales, Agrocybaceae. The record is from RefSeq and is a predicted model, not a curated record. The coding region runs from base 1 to 204 and encodes 67 amino acids.
AUGUCGCUCCUCAGCCCCCUUUAUGACAUGCCCAACCAGUCUCUUGAGAAACAGAAGUACUACCAGAACUCCAGGAAGCCUUUAAUCUUGCGCGGUCCACGGGCACCCCUCUACGUUGGUGCUUACACCGCUCUCUUCGCCGUCGGGAUGGCCUCAACCCUUUACGCGUGUGCUGGAUUGGUGCUGGGAAAUAAGGCAGAGUAG